Messenger RNA from Apaloderma vittatum (bar-tailed trogon), 1122 nucleotides. It is a transcript of the gene TAF1D, whose product is annotated as TATA box binding protein (TBP)-associated factor, RNA polymerase I, D, 41kDa. Bases 1 to 1122 code for a protein of 373 amino acids. The record is from RefSeq and is a predicted model, not a curated record. Gene Ontology annotation, biological process: regulation of DNA-templated transcription. The transcript is spliced from 5 exons. Lineage: Eukaryota; Metazoa; Chordata; Aves; Trogoniformes; Trogonidae. Gene Ontology annotation, cellular component: RNA polymerase transcription factor SL1 complex; nucleoplasm; nucleus.
AUGACUGAUACAGAUGAAUCCAGGGCUUCUGGCUCUGGUUGUCCCGUUGCCCAAGACCUAAUCCGCAGUCAGCAGAAAGAGACAUAUGUGGUACAUAUAGGUGAAAGAUCUGCACGAAUGGAGCAUUUACGUUCAAGGCAGAAGAAUGCUGCUUCUGAGGAGUCUUCAGAUGAGCUUACUGGUGUAUGUAAAUCUUCGUUUGCUGCAGCUGAGAUUGUACUGGACAGCAGUGAUUCAGAAAUUGAUCCUUGUACUGCUCAUGGCAGUGACUACCAUCCUAAGUGCUCCAGUGCACCUUCAAAGCAAAAAAGGAGAGAGAGAUUUUCAAGACAACACGCUGAAUCUGUUUCAGGAGUGCCCGACAGAGAAAGCUCUUCAGAUUCUUCUUUGUUCCCUCCAAGUCCAGUGAAAUUAUCAGAAGAUUCCGAGAAGCAGAAGUCAAAACUCAAUUUAAAAGCCAUUUUUGCCUAUCACUUCAGGGGAAGAAAGUUUAAGGCUGCUGCACACCGAAAAUUCCUGGGUAAGUCUAGGGGGGAGAAGAAGAAGGAGACGAGGAAUGAAAGCACACAGAAACCAGUGGGAAGGUCACCGCUGCCGAGACCGUCACCGCUGCCGAGACCUUCACCUCAGGAGCGAUACAGGCGGCUUCGAGACAGAGGUUUUCAGUUCCCUUUUGUUGAAAAGUAUUAUGGGAAGAAACAUAUUCCCUUAAAGAUGGUUCUUGGCUAUGAGCAAGCGGCUGCAAAGGGAUAUUUCCAGUACAUCGAGGUGCUUAAAUAUGAAGAACAUCUUAAAAAAGCUUUAAAAGCCCUUGAGGCUAGUGAAGACUUGGAACAAGAAUGUCUGACUGUACGGAAACACAAAUAUUUAGAUGAUGAAGGCCCCAUUUCGCCUAUUCAGGAGACGAAUGAUGAUGAUGACAGCUUGAAUUCUGAUAAUCAAGACAACUUUGAUGCCAGAGUAGUGGAGAACAGCUCUUUCAUUAUAAGCAGCAAAAUUCCCAGUAAGAAAAAAUCAAAGCUGGAAACAAAACAUGCGAAAUCACCUGAGGUGAUUGAAAUAGAGGAGGAAGAUGACUCUGCCACUGAGAGCUCUGGGCUUCUGCAAGCUUCACCUCAGUGA